AUGUCUAAUUUACUUGGUUCGUAUAGCGAUAGCGAUUCGCAGGAAUUGCUUAACCUUCCCUCCCUUAAGUCUAAGAAGCCAAAGAUUUUGGGAAAGAGGAAGAGAGCUCCGCAAAAGGAGUCUGAUUGCUUAUCCUACUUAAAAUGGCUAUUUUGUACGCUGACUGUGGCAGGAUUGAUUGCUCUUGUAAUCGUCUCCUACAAUUUGAUGUACCAGAUAGAUGAAGUGAGGAAAAAUCAAAAGCUUGAAAGUCACAAUCAGUGUACUCCGGAGGAAUUCCAACGGUUACACACACAAAUCCAGGAGUUAAAUAAAACGCUGAAUAACUUUAAGGAUGGUAAAGAUGGGCUUCAAACAGUUCUGAAUAAAGUGAAUUUACUUAACACAGAAGUAUCUGAAUUAAAAGAAAAGACUGCAAGUUUGGAGGAUCGAGUGGCCAAGGCACCUUUGCUUCAAACCCUACCAAAGAAAGUUGAAACAACAUCUAAGAGCCUUGCCACUCUGGGGAGUGACAUGGACAUCCUCAAAAGAACUGUCAAUUCCUUAAAGAAUGAACAUCAACAGGCCACUGACAAUUAUGAAAACUUAACUAAAAAACUAAAAGCUUUGGUUGAUAACUCGAAUUUGACUCCUUCAAUGUCACCAAUGACUGAACAUUUUGAUAAGAAGAUUGAAGCUGUGAAUACUGAAAUAGACAAACUAAAUAGUACUUCUAUAGAAAACAUGGAUGUUUUACGCAAGCAAUUGGGCAACCUUGGUGAUAAAAUGGAGAAUGAAGUUUUGAGGAUUAACAAUAUCUCUGCAACUGUUUUACACAUGUCUGCUCAGGUUUAUGCCCUCAACUCCUCAGAAUUGGAAUUACAGAAUCAGAUUCACAAGCUGCAAGUAAAUCUCAUUGCUUCUCCCACUACAAAGAACAGUAACACCACCACCACCGCCACCAACACUACUCCUACAUCCCCUUUGACUGCUGCUGAAAGCACCAAAUCACCCUCCACAUCCACAAUAAAGGAAACUCCAGGAACUGCUCCCAAAGCUGCCAAUUAA
Molecule: messenger RNA, 1047 nt
Organism: Acanthosepion pharaonis
Lineage: Eukaryota; Metazoa; Mollusca; Cephalopoda; Sepiida; Sepiidae
Source: the annotation of a GenBank genome assembly